Messenger RNA from Phaedon cochleariae (mustard beetle), 1596 nucleotides. The record is from the annotation of a GenBank genome assembly. Lineage: Eukaryota; Metazoa; Arthropoda; Insecta; Coleoptera; Chrysomelidae.
AUGAUUACUAGCGAUUUCGUCGAGGUACAUGAUCAGCUUUCUUCACAUUCAUUGGAGGAACAAGAAGAUGAAAGAAGUGGUUCAGAUUUUUUUUCCGGCAGUAGUGAUAAUUAUAUCCCAAGUGAUGAGUCAAAUGCAGAAUCAUCUUCUGACGAUAGUACUAUCAAAAAGACAGUACCGUUGGAAAAAGGCGAAUCCUACACAAUGGAAAAAAAUAUAAAUAAGAAAAACAGAAUGUCAGGUUUACCACAUGAAUCCAGAGGAAGAGUCAAAGCAGCAAAGAAACCUAAAUUCAGCAAUUGCAACUCUUGUAAAUUCAAAUGUUCACUUGAUUUCAAUGAUGAAUUGAGAAACCAGUUAUGUUCUAAAUUUUGGAAUCUAGAUUUCAAUCGCCAAAAAGAUUUCAUUGUCUCUUAUGUCACAAGCAAAGAACCUGCUUGUAGGAGAAUUCGAACUGGUACAGGUGCACAUAAAUCUAGAAGCAGGUACUACCAUUUUCUGAAGGAGGGCACAAGGCCUAAGAAAGAUCAGCGCUCAAUAUGUGCGAACUACCUGAAAGAGAAGUCAGCUGAUUUGGAAGAGAAUUAUCAAGCUCACAUUCGAAGAAGGGACGAAGCAAAUGCAGCAAAAAAAUCAGAUAAGGAGCGUGCUAUGACUGAUAAUAAUUUCGUGAGCGUCACAUUUGAUUUACAAAGCAUUCUACAGAUACCGUCUUCUGAUGUCUCACUAAUGUAUUAUAGCAGAAAAUUAUGUGCAUACAAUCUCACAAUCUACGAAGCAGCUUCGCAGGAAGCCCAUUGCUAUACGUGGAUCGAAAUUAAUGGUCAGAGGGGCAGUUCAGAAAUAGGAACAUGUCUGGUUAAAUGGAUACAGAAUUUGCCACAGAAUAUCACGGAAUUGAAUUUGUUCUCAGAUACCUGUAGCGGACAGAACAGGAAUCAGUAUAUUGCAGCUUUAUUUGUGUUCCUAGUACAAAACAGCAGUUUGAAUAUUAUCGAGCAUAAUUUUCUAGAAUCUGGCCAUUCUUGCAUGGAAAUAGAUUCCAUGCAUAGUGCAAUAGAGAAUGCCAAAAGGAAUGUUCCCGUAUACACUAUGCAUGAUUGGUUAAAUAUUUUUCGAAUGGCACGCUCUAAUAGAGGGCGUAAUAAAAGAAGUCCUCCAUACAAUGUACACGAAUUGAAGUACAAGGACUUUCUUGACUUGAAGAAACUAGCUUCUAGGACUUUCAAGAACAGAUCUAUAGACGAAAGCGGAAAUCGUGUUAAUUGGUUGAAAAUCAAAAGUAUGCGAUAUGAAAAAAAUUUACCUCAGUACGUGCUAUUCAAGUACAAUUAUAGUGAUCCAGAAUUUCUUAGGCUAAAUGUAGCUGGACGUAGUAGUCGAACUACCAACAAUAUUUUGCCAGACAAAAUACCGCAAUUGUAUUCCAAAGAAAUUCCAAUUUCCAACCUGAAAAAGCUAGAUUUCUUGAAAUUGUGUAGAACGGGGGCAAUUCCUCCGGAGUUUCAUGCCUGGUAUCAGUCUAUACCAACAGAUAGCGCAAAAAAAGAUGUCGCCCCAGAGCCAUCACUAUGGUCCGAUUCAGAUUCUGCUUAG